GUCUGAUCUUUGAGGACAUGGUGGUGGAUCAGCAGCCAGUCAGGACUGCAAGAUAACAUCACAACAACAGACACCAUUAUUGCAACCACUGUGACUACAACGGCAAUAAAUGUAUGCAGCGAGGAUCCUAAUUAAAUGUAGAUCCAUGUGGCAAACCAGCGACAAGGAAGAAAACCCCGAUUUAUCACUGUGUUUUGGAAAGAGGACCUAAGGUGGAGCUCUACUAGAAUCGUCCUGCCUCCCAGCUAACUCGCUAGCAUGCAACUCUGUGGGUGAAUUUGCACCAAAGUAGGACUGUUUGGACAUAUCGAGCUGGACUUUGCACGGACUACCACCACCUCGACCGGUUUCACUUCUCUCCAUGCAGUUAAAGUCAUGCUGGCCUUUGGUCUUGCAGACAUAGCGGGUUAGCUAGCUAGCUAGCUAGCUCGUAGGGUCGUUGGCGCAGCUGGACGCCGAACACACAGCGCUUUGGGCCGGCGUGAGCUGUAACGCCAUGCCGCUGGUUGAAAGUGGCCCAUUCGUAGUGCUAGCGUCAGCGAGCUAACGCUAGCUGGAUAUAGCAGGCCGCUUCAGGUUGUCGGUAGCAUUCCCUGGUCAGCUAAUUAGAUAAAUCACAACUCAAAGCGAGAAGCACCUUUGGCCUUGAUUCUUCACUGUGCUGACUUUAUCAUAAGCCGUAACGGCUGGACUAGCUAAGGUCAGGUAGCCUGCUAAUUAGCUAGUUAGUUCUUUAGCGAAUAACGUUAAUGUAAAGCCAAUUGUAACGUCUGGUUUUGUUGUUGUUUACACUGUACUAGCAUGCGAAUCUCUGCCAGUUACAGUGAGCUUGAAAGAGUGUUAAAAAUGUUGUGGAAAUGUACUUUUCCCUUAUCAAACUGAGGUACGUUGUUUUGUUUGCGGAGUAAUUUGCACUAGCUAGCCAAAUAUACACCAGUGCAGAUAUUAUCGCAAUAUCAAAUAUCACUGUGGUUAAAUUUUAACAUAAUCAAUGCUAGCAUACGACUGAGAAACGUUAGCGUGUGUAGGAUUUAUUUAGGUUUCAGGUGUAAGAAAGCUCAUGUAAACAAGUCUGAGUGUGUGAGAGGUUGUAGUUAGCGUGUAAUUACAAGUUAUCACUAAAUAUCUUUCAGGUAGUCUGGUGCUGUUACCUAAAAUUCAGUUAUGCGGGCUAAAGCAGACACUUUGAGGUUAUCUUUAAUGAAAUAGCUUUACAUAGACACUAAAAGACAUGGCUGUUGUUGACCUUCUGGAGCAUAGCGAGACAUAUCAGCCAUUCAUUCAUGAUUGAUGACCUUUGAGGAAUCAAGCCUUUAUCCUUUUACCCCUCCAGCUACACCACUGCAUCAAACCACUAACAGUCUUUGUUAUAGUAUUUAUUUCUAACCACUAAUGUAAACUAAUGAUUCUUGGAGAGAUUAGUUAGAUUUGAUUGUUAGUUUUAGCCGCACUUUCUUUUAAAUAUCCUACUGACUCCUAACUGGAACUGCUGGUGUGGAUGAGAACAUGAGGAGCGUUUUGUCUCAUCUGAUCCAGCAUCCACGCAGUAUGCGGAUCUGAUCAAAGUGCAACGGAGACUGAGAACGGACGAAUAGAUGAUGAUGAUGAUGAUGGUGGUUAUAAAAGUGGCCCAGUGACAGUGUGAUUCCACACACAGAAGCAGGAGUGUCACAAGGCUGCAGACAUGAGCCUCCGUCAACCCACCUCCACACUGGACAGCCCUUUCGCUGCUUGGCUCAGCAGUCUGACAAUUGGGGACUCGGAGCGCAAAUCCUCUGCCACCCAGCCGAGAGAGCCGACGGCAGACGUCAUUGUUGAGAGUACAGGUCCUGGUCUUGUCCAGAGAUGUGUGGUCGUGCAGAAGGACCAGCUUGGUUUCGGCUUCACAGUGUGUGGAGAGAGAGUCAAGCUAGUGCAGAAUGUCCGACCAGGCGGUGCAGCAGUGAAGGCCGGGGUCCAUGAAGGGGACAGAAUCAUAAAGGUGAACGGUUCGCUGGUGUCCUCCAUGUCACAUCAGGAGGUGGUAAAGCUCAUAAAAUCUGGAACGUAUGUAGCGCUAACACUACAAGGACCGCCUCCGUCAGCUGCCUCCUUGCCCUUAGAGCCCCUCCCCACAGACCUCACACCCAAUCAAAAGAUGUCUGUGGGUGGGGAUGCCCCGCCCCCUCCGCCUCCACCGUUGCCAUCCGGACUGAGCAGCACCCCUUCCCAAAGAAUCACAGGACCCAAACCACUACAGGACCCAGAAGUACAAAAACAUGCCACUCAGAUACUCAGGAAAAUGCUGGAGCAGGAAGAGGCUGAACUGCAGGGCUUGUUGGAUGAGCAGUUGAGGAACCCGUCGCCGUCACUGGAGGAGCGGAUUGAAAGUGCCAAGAGACGAGCUCACCAAGUCAGGGUCAAGAUUCAGCAAGAUCUGGAGGGAACACGAUCAGAAUCUGUCACAAGUUACGUCAUAGCAGGGGAAGGGCGACUAUCAAUGGACUCCAGUGAAGGGGACAUCGAGGCCUUUGAGAGUCCCCACUCCUCCCCCUCAUUUUCCUUCAGGACCCCCCUACACCGACGGCAGAGCUCCGACACACACACCUUAUCUGAUUCGGGUGGAAAGGCCCAGAUCAUCGGCCCGGAGGAGGACGAUGAAGAAGACGACGGCUAUGCAUUUAAUGAAAUGGAUGGUCCAUUUCAGGAUAUUGAGUUGUUGAAAUCACGACCGGCCCACAUGACAGUAUUCAUGAGAUACGUCUUCACCCAGCUUCUGGACCCAAACCCUCUGCUGUUUUACCUGUCGGUAGAGGCCUAUCUAGGCUCCAGUCCUAAAGAUGCCCGUGCACUUGCCCCUCAGAUCUGCUCCCAUUUCCUGGAUCCAGAUGCUCCCCUGAAAAUCAAAGUACGAGAGGAGUAUCUCACAGAUAUAGAAAAUCGACUUCAUGCCCAAGAGGACAUCAGGGGGCCUUUAUCUGAGCUGCAGCAGCAAGUGCUGCCAGACAUCCAGGACCAGAUUCAAGACUACAGGAACAAGCAGAUGAUGGGUCUCGGUUCUCUGUUUGGAGAAGGAGACCUGCAGCACCUUGAUGGAGACCCAGUGAAGGAGAAACAAGUGGUGGACAGACAGGUCACCGCCCUCUGGGAGAUAUUAUCAAAGCAUGAAGAGGACAGAAGUUCUCCUCUGGCAUCAGCUGUGCUCUUAUACCUUCGUCAUUCUGGCAUCAAGCUCAGAGACUCGAAAGUCUUCCCUGGUCUAAGUACAGAGAAGGAGAAGUGGCUCACUUUCUUAAAAACGAAAAAGCUGAGCGGCGGCAAGAGAGAAAAAGAGGGAGAGGAUAAAAAAAGAAAUCCCAUCCUGAAGUACAUCGGCAAACCCCGGACCACAUCCCAGUCCACAUUCCAUGUCCCGUUGUCACCCACCGAAGUACGUCCCGGCAGUGUGAGGAACAUCAUUCAGCAGUUUGAGAAUCACACAGAGACGACAGGAGAGGAGGGCGGUGAGGCGGCAGACCCGCAGAGGCUGUCCUCCAGCAGCCUGGGAGAAGACAGCAUGGACAGCCCUACGGUGUCAGUGCGUCUGGCUCGAAGCGAGUCGCUAAAGGCUCAGGGGGAAGGACGUCGGCGGGGCGUAGCCUCAGGGACUGAGUCUGUCCCUCGCUCUCGUAGCGAUGUGGACAUGGAGGACUGUGGGGAGGAGAGGGAAGGACCGGGCCUCAGGCCGCUGCAGCACAGUGCUUCAUCUUCUGCAUCCAGCAGCUCUGCUAGGUCUCUAGAGAACCCUACACCCCCAUACACCCCUCGGUCUAGACGCAGGAGCAUGGACUCACCAUUGGUCCCACUGCAAGACGCUGCAGCGCUGGAGGAUGAAGUGUGGGAUGGUCAGAACUGGCAGGACACAGUUUCUCCUCAGCUCCUUGCAACACUCAACCAGAGAGAGGUGGACAGACAGGCUGUCAUAUAUGAGUUGUUUACCACUGAGGUGUCCCACCUGAGAACCUUACGAGUCCUGGACCAGGUUUUUUACCAGAAGAUGAGGUCUGUGCUGAACUCUGACGAACUGGCCUGCAUCUUCCCGAACUUGCACCAGGUCUACGAACUCCACGCAAGUCUUUGUGAGGCAAUGACGAAGCAAAGAGAAACUCCCAUUGUUCAGGACAUCGGGGAUGUUAUGCUGGCCAGGUUCGAAGGUGCAGCUGGAGACGAGUUUCAGGAAAAAGCAUCCCAGCUGUGCUGCCAGCAGUCUCAAGCUCGGGACCUCAUCAAAAACAAACGUCGUAAAGACCCUCGCUUCGCUCAGAUCAUCCAGGAGUGUGAGGCGAGUCCUCACUGUCGCAGGCUGCAGCUCAAAGACCUUCUGGUGUCAGAGAUGCAGAGAGUCACCAAAUAUCCUCUGCUGCUGGACAACAUCAUCAAACACACAGAAGCUGGUUCGUCAGACCUCCCGUCACUGCAGCGUGCACAAGCUUGUUGCCGAGGGAUACUGCAGGCUGUCAACGAGGAUGUCAGGGAAACAGAACAUCGGCAACGCCUCAUCCAGUACCAACGCAGACUGGAUGCUGGGCCUCAAUUCAAGAAUCUGGAUCUCACCAAAAAGAGAAUGAUCCAUGAAGGUCCCCUCACCUGGAAAAUUAGCAAAGACAAGCAGAUAGAGAUCCAGGCGCUGCUGCUGUCGGAUUGGCUGAUGCUUCUUCAGAAAGGCCCAGAUGAUCGGCUGCAGCUGCGAUUUCCAUCCCGCUGGAUGGGAGGAGGCGGAGGAGGCGGUGGAGACAGCAAGCUCUCCUUUUGCCCUAUGGUGAAGCUGGAUUCACUUCUUGUCCGCCCAGUAGCUACAGACAACAAAGCGUUGUACAUCAUCAGCACCACAGAGAGGCAGAUCUACGAGCUGGUGGCUGGAUCACCGUCAGAGAAAAACAACUGGAAAGAUUUACUAGAAAAGACCAUCGCUUUGGCUGGUGGUUCAUCACCUCUGAUCAAUCAUGGAUCAAUGCCUAUAGCUAUGCGCAGUGCAUCCCCAGUCUCAACAGGCAGCAAUGCCUAUGGAGAAAACUCGAUGACGGAGCAGUCAGAUUCCAUGGAGACUCAUUCCUCCAAUGAUGAUGUGCUCUCAGAUAACACACCUACGGACCAAUCAGGAGCUUUCAUCUGCGGUGAAAGACAAGCAGUCGGUGUGGCAGAGGCUGCUUUGCAAGACGUCGAAACACUACGGCAGCUCAUAUUACAAGAUCUCGAAGAGGACGGUUGGAGCCACGAUUCAGACGAUACACCCACCAAUGAGACGGCCAACGAAAGAAGCUCAUUCAUUGAAAGACAGCGACCGGAGUCUCUGGAGACUGUCCUUAACUUCAGCACCAAUGAAUGGGAGGCUGAGCCAGAUGAGGCUCUCCUCCCAGACGCCGCACAGCCCAGCGUUCAGGUUGUGAGGAAAGCUGUGGUUGCGGGUUCUUCUUCUUCUGUCCCUGAUGGCAUCACUGAUGAUGCCACCCUCCCCUCCGAUCAAUCAUCCAAGUCAAGAGGCGAAGCCAAAGCGCAGGGGAACACUUUCUACUUGGUAAUGCCGACAGAACAGGGAGAGAGCGCCACUGACGACCUCAAUGACCCUCCCACUCCCACCGCCAGCCACUUCCCUCAGCCCCUGGAGGAAGUGGUGUCACCACAGAUGCAGCCAGAGGAGGAAACGCCCGCCUGCGGUCCAGAGUCCAACCAAUCAGAGGCUAUGCAACCGGAGCAGGAAGAAGAAACGGGCAAGUCGCAGGCUGGGCAGCAGAGUCACGUGAUUAAAAAUGUGGAUGAGAUUUUUCACACAAUCGAGGGGCUGAUGAGCAAGUUGCGGCAGCUGAAGGAAAUAGAAAGGGCCCAUCACAAACUUCUAGAAACCCUCAGAGAACCAUCCGUUGGUCAGGAGUCAGAGGACCAACAGUGUCGCUCGGCAACCGUCUCCAGGACGCCCUCUCUGGAUCGCAGCUCAGGAGACGGCAAAGACGGCGCUCCAGCAGAUUCCAAAAUUCUGUCAACUGGAUUCUGACGUCGCUGCGGAGUAGAUUUAUUCGCAGUCACUCAAUCUGCACUGUUGGCACACAGACACACCAAUAUGUACCUACCUUCAGACUUGGGCACCCCAGACCCGCCUCCCCUCGCCUCUUGUUCCCCCACAUACCAGCCAGUGGCGCAGAAACUUGGAAAGACCAUCGGCUUGUUUUUAGUUUCUGUUGCCCUGGAAGAUGGAGAAAGGUCGUCAGACUCACCGAGGUUCCUGAGGUCAGCACAACCUGCAUGAGGGACUCCAGGGGAACUGAGGAAAAAAGUAUGAAGGAUCAAAAAGACUGAAGACACGUUGACUGGUGAAGAGAAAAGAAAAAGUUGGAAGAACUGGAAAGUGGAAAAAAUGACCAAGUUGGAUAUUUUUGCGAAGGAAACAUGAACUUGUAUGUAGCUUUUAAGAGCUGGUUGAAGGAACGGAACAGAAAAGUGUUGAAAUGUUAAUUUAAGGAAAAAAAAAUCCGAGGGACCCGUCACCCCAGCACUUUACCCACAAUGCAUCUCUCUGUCAUGUACGUCCCCUACAGUGGACAGAUCAGGGACUGGAGGAUUCAGGCUUCAUUUAAGGGGGGUGAUGCUUGAGCCAAGAUGAACUACGGGGGUCCCCUCCUCCCUCCACUGGUUGCUUUACACUGAUCUCACCUGCCGCCUCGGCCGAAGGACUGUGUCUAUAUAAUUCAGGUUAUUUGCACUGGGUAAGGAAACCAAUCUCACACGUUCACACGAGCAUCAUUUAACCUGCUCAUUCAUCUCAAACGUUCACUGUGGAAGAAACGCUAACGUUCAUUUUGCUCAUAUGCUUAAAGCCUCCUUUUCAGCUACAAGAAGGAAGUUUACCAGUUCAACAUGUUGACCCUUACAAGGUUCACGUUGAUUGUACAGUUUGACAUUUUGGGAAAACACUACUGCGCUGUUUACUACUGAGAAAUGCUGGCAGGUUUUAUUCAAAGCGCUUCUUCGCAGGCGUACAGGGAUUCAUACAACGAGCUCAGCGGAUUCACUGCAGCUGUUCUGAUCAUUUAAAGUUGCUUAGGUUUAAACGUUUCAGGAUGCUUUGGGGAAAAGAUUCGGGACAGGCAAUGCUGACGACGAGUGUGAGGAAACGGCAAAUACAGAUUCAAAUUAAAAAACUUGAAUUUUCAGUGAAAACCUGUUGGUUACUCACUUUGCUGCCAAGUAUCGCCCUGACAUCGCCUGUCUACACUUUAAGGUGAACACUGCAUCCUUCAGCCCUCUCUCCUGUGUGUCCUGUAAAUGUGUAGUGAUUUCCACGGUAAAUACUGUGAACCAGCAACUUCUCCCAUCCAUUAAUCUUCCCAUGCAUAGUGUUAAUAUCUUCCUCGCCUACAUCCAAAGCCAUGAAGGGACUGCACUCUGUACCAAGUAGUUUUCCAGUUGGAAGUUCUGUUAAGCGGGAGAAAGAAAAAGCUUUGGGAUAAUGGUUAGAUUCUUUGGGAAAUGCGCUCGCUUUCUUGCCUUGCCAGCUGCUUCACAGAGCUCAAACUGGACACUGAUCCUAAAGUUAUGCAAUCCACUUGCCAGCACCUCCAAAGCUCAAUACAAGAGUUUGGCAAACUCACAGUCAUGAAAAGACUUCAGGAAUGAACGUAGCUUAGAAAUAGUCCAAUAUGUAGCUCCCCAAAAACCACACACACAAGAUAAACCAAACAAGAUGUAACUAUGGACUGUAUAAACAAUGGAUGUAGCCUCCAGAUGUGAAAAGUGAAGCUAAUGCAGAAGUGAUUAAAAGCUGCAUUCCUUCUUAUAGCCAGCAGGGGGCGACUGCUGGCUAUAACAAAAAAUAUUGUAUAGAAAUGUAUAGGUAAAUUACUGCACUUUUCACUUGAUUUUUUAGCUCAGUGAACAUUUUCUGAAAGAGUUUCUGGUCUCAAUCACUAGUUUCAACUCUCCUUCCAUCCAAAAAGGUGUUCGCUUUGUAAAUUAUGGCCCCAUUCACAGUAAAAAAGUCAUUAAUGCAAGGUCAAACAGUCAACAAACCAGUGUUUACCAUCAGUGGUUAAAUCCAUUUUUUAUAUACAGUCCAUGGUUAUAACGUGAUCAUUUGUAGCUUUAUAGGCAGGUGGAUUUUGUUACUUUUGGACAGAACCAGGUUUGCUGUUUCUCUCUGUUUGAAAUGCUUAUGCUAAGCUAAUUAGCUGCUGGCUAAAGCUCAGAAUCUAAAGCACAGACAUGAGAGUGAUAUUGGUGUUCUCAUCUGACUUUGGGCAUAAAAGUUAAAUGAGCAUAUUUCCCAGGAGUCGAUGUUUUUCUUGAAGUAUUUUUACAUCAUAUGUAGGAAUUUUUCUUUUCUUUGGCGUUCAGAAGCGCCACCUUGGUUGAGGUAUGUGUAACCAGCAAAUAAUAACACUGAAGCCAAGUGCUUUUCUCUUAUUUUUUUUCCCUCAAACUACAUAUGACUGGUACUAACACAAAUAGAGGAUGAAAAUAUGUAUUUAAACUGUGACAAACAAAUAACUUCUUUUUGAGAAGUUCUUAGCGUAGCAGUUUAAAUGGGUUUCUCUAAUUCUUUCGAGAAAAACACUACAUUAAAUUUGAUUUGAGCUGGUUUCAUUAACAAACAGCUUCCAAACUGACAAUAAAUAGACAACCACACUGACCCAGUCCAGCAGUAAAACACAUUUUACACACUGUCUGCCACCGAUUCCACUAUCAAAGUGACAUUUCACUGCCUGGUGGAAGGUUUUCACUCUUUAGCCAUGAAGGAGGAGUGAUGGGAAGUUACAUAUGUCCAAGAAAAAAACUGAAAUGCAAAUAAGAAACCAGAGCAGUGCUACUGAUCGCCAGGACGAUUGAUUUUUUUUUUUUUUUUUAAUCGCAGCUGACCCCUGAAAUUUGUGCUCAAAUGUUCUACCAAAGUGAAAUAUUUCUUCAGAGGUGUCGAAGGGAACCCUUUUAUUUUCUUCACGUUUUGGCUGCUGAUUUUUCACCACCUUAGACCAGGGACUGAAGUUUUGUCUAUCUGCACAUAAUCAACACUUCCUUUAUGGUUUUAUCCAUAAUUCAACACAAAAAAUAGGUCUGAGCUGGUUGAAUCAGAAUCUCCUCUAAAAAUCUUUCCUCUUUUUUCCUCUCCGUCUCAACAGCAUUUUUCAUCUCCAGUUUCUACCUCUACACUUCAGUUUCUUUGUACCUUCGAUGAUUUCUUUUUCAAACAUUUAUCUUGUACAUUGACAUCAGCGUUGAGGCCCUAAGCGGCUGUAAAGAAGCUAUAACUGAUUCCAUUUUUUACAAAACAUGUUGCACAAACAAAACUUCCCUGCACAGUGCAAACUACUGUAUGCAUAAACACGUCUUUUAACUAUCAUCUCAUUGUCUUUUUAUUUUGUCUUUUUUUAAAAACAAAAAAUCUUGUUCACACGUGUAAUAUAGAGAGAUCAGACCCACUUGUUUUAUAUCUGUUAAUUUUUUUUCUGUAAAGCCUUAGUGCUCGUAUUUGAUUUUAUUUUUGUAGAUAUGAUUUUAAAAAAAGGAUGUAUAAAUUAUUUUCUUCUCCUUUGUUUUUAAAAUUGGUGAGAUUGUUAGCUGCACAGAAGGAAAAAAAAAGCUCAUGUCUCAGAUUCAUGUGUUUUGUGAGAUUAAAAAGAAACUGGAUAAAGAAAAUGA
Messenger RNA from Amphiprion ocellaris (clown anemonefish), 9645 nucleotides. It is a transcript of the gene arhgef11, whose product is annotated as Rho guanine nucleotide exchange factor (GEF) 11. Gene Ontology annotation, cellular component: cytoplasm. NCBI's taxonomy places the organism in Eukaryota, Metazoa, Chordata, Actinopteri, Pomacentridae. The transcript is spliced from 42 exons. The record is from RefSeq and is a predicted model, not a curated record. Gene Ontology annotation, molecular function: G protein-coupled receptor binding; guanyl-nucleotide exchange factor activity. The coding region runs from base 1685 to 6007 and encodes 1440 amino acids. Gene Ontology annotation, biological process: intracellular signal transduction; G protein-coupled receptor signaling pathway.